UUAAAGCACAGCCCACAGGGAGACAGACAGGCCUUCAGGAUUCCUGCGAUUUUGCUCCAGGAAAAGGACUCCCUUUUCGCAAUCUUUCACCGAAAAGCGCUUGAAAAAUGCAUGCACACACGCACAAUCCCCCCCUCCCUCCUGUUUUCCUUGACUUUUCUCUUUCUGGGGACCAAGAUUGAGAAAUGAAGCACAUUCUCAUUAUAAAAAAAAAAGAGAGUAAAAAGAUUCCCAUUAAAGUCUGAACAGAGGGGACUCCAAAGUCAUCACCACCUGCCUUUAAUUCCUCCUGCAUGGCUUCGUGUGACUCCUCUCCACACUCCUCCUCCACCUUUCUCUUCACUUCUCCACAAACACACUCACAGAGAGAGAGAGAGAGAGAGAGAGAGAGAGAGAGAGAGUUAAAGCUGAGUAGUCAAUCAAUGAAGGAAACAUGAGCUUUGGUGGAUCAAGGCCAAAAGGGUCCGCUUCUUGAAAGAACAGCAUUAGAUUCUUGUUUGUUGGUCGACCCAGAAUUUGUGGAGGAGAAUUUCAUCUCGUCGGUGGAGUAUUGUGAAGAAGAGUCGAGGUUAUCGUUUUUGUUGCCAUUAUCGCUUCUCUUUCUGUUAGAACUUUCUUUGUAAAAAGUUGGGGAAGAGAAGAGAUGGGCGUCGUGACAGUGGGUGAACUGAAGCCCAGCAUUUCGGGGAAGAGGUCGUUUCGUCCAAGUUCCAGCGUGCGCCAUGCUUCUGAAUGGCCGAUAUCCGAUGUUUCUAGCGAUCUCACUGUGGAAGUAGGAACAUCGAACUUUGCUCUCCACAAGUUUCCUCUCGUUUCUCGUAGUGGACGAAUCCGGAAAAUAUUGUUGGAAGCGAAGGACCCCAAAAUCUGCAGGAUAAAUCUCACCGCUGUCCCGGGAGGUGCAGAGGCGUUUGAGCUCGCUGCAAAGUUCUGUUACGGCAUAAACGUCGACAUUGCAUUAGCAAACAUUGCUUCGCUGCGAUGCAUUGCUCACUACCUGGAAAUGACCGAGGAAUUCGCCGAUAAGAACCUAGAAUCUCGAGCAGAAGCAUAUAUCAAGGACACCGUGCUUCCCAACAUAUCCCACUCGAUCUCGGUGCUCCAUCAGUGUGGGACGCUCUUGCCAGUAGCAGAGGACAUAAACCUCGUCUCACGCCUCAUAAAUGCAAUCGCGAGUAAUGCCUGCAAAGAGCAGCUCACCUCCGGCCUCUCCAAGCUCGACCACAACUUCCAGGGAAAAGUGAUGGAGCCAGAAACGCCUACCGAUUGGUGGGGCAAAUCGCUCGUUGUGCUUAAUCUGGAUUUCUUCCAGCGUGUCCUAUCCGCAGUCAAGUCAAAGGGGCUGAAACAGGACAUGAUCAGCAAAAUUCUGAUCAACUACGCACAAACUUCUCUUCAAGGCCUUUUGGCUAGAGAUCCGAACGUGAUGAAAGGAAGCCUACCGGAUUUAGACUUGAUAAAGAAGCAAAAAGUCAUGGUGGAAGCAAUUGUUAGUUUGCUUCCUACGCAGUCGAGGAAGAGUCCCGUUCCAAUGGGGUUCUUGUCGAGCUUGCUAAAAGCUGCGAUUGGAUCAUCGGCCUCUAUUUCGUGCAGAUCCGAUCUGGAGAGGAGAAUUGGCCUUCAACUCGACCAGGCAAUUCUGGAAGACAUCCUCAUUCCCGCCACUUCACAUGGGAACAGCCACAGCAUCACUAUGUACGACACUGACUUGGUCUUGAGGAUUUUCGCAAUCUUUCUGAACUUAGAUGAGGACGAGGAUGAGGACAAUCAUUUGAGAGAUGAAAGCGAAAUGGUUUACGACUUUGACAGCCCCGGAUCUCCUAAACAGAGUUCGAUUCUUAAGGUGUCCAAGCUGUUGGACAACUAUCUCACUGAAGUAGCGGUGGACUCAAACUUGUCGCCGUCCAAGUUCAUAGCUUUGACAGAGUUGCUACCGGACCACGCUCGUGUAGUGAGCGAUGGACUUUACCGAGCUGUGGACAUCUUUCUGAAGGUACACCCAAACAUCAAGGACUCGGAGCGCUACCGCCUGUGCAAAACCAUCGAUUGCCAAAAACUAUCUCAAGAAGCCUGCAGCCACGCAGCGCAGAACGAGAGGUUGCCUGUGCAGAUGGCGGUUCAAGUGCUGUACUUUGAGCAGAUCCGUCUCAGGAAUGCCAUGAAUGGAGGCCACAACCAAUUCUUCUUUGGAUCGCUCCAGGGCCAGUUUCCUCAGCGUUCCGGAAGCGGGGCCGGGAGCGGAGCCAUAUCUCCAAGAGACAACUAUGCAUCGGUGAGGCGAGAAAACCGAGAGCUGAAGCUCGAGGUUGCAAGAAUGAGAAUGAGGCUGACCGACUUGGAAAAAGACCACGUGUCAAUGAAGCAGGAACUUAUAAGGUCCCAUCCCGGUAACAAGCUCUUCAAAUCAUUCACCAAGAAGUUGAGCAAGCUGCAUUCUUUGUUUCGGUUAAGUGCGAUCAAGCCAUUAGGAGGGAAGGGCAACUCCGAGUCGCGGUUCUUGUUUCAGAAGCGGAGGCGGCACUCGGUUUCUUGAAUUAUGUAAAGGGUGUGUGAAUAGUGAGUGAAUGUAUAGUAUGAUAGCUAGUGGGGUUUUUGUGUAGUGUCAUGCUGAUCAUUUUGAUAAUUGGCUUUGCUUUGCUGUUA
This is a messenger RNA of Syzygium oleosum, 2643 nucleotides long. Its product is annotated as BTB/POZ domain-containing protein At1g03010. The coding region runs from base 644 to 2533 and encodes 629 amino acids. Gene Ontology annotation, molecular function: protein binding. The record is from RefSeq and is a predicted model, not a curated record. The transcript has 4 exons. Lineage: Eukaryota; Viridiplantae; Streptophyta; Magnoliopsida; Myrtales; Myrtaceae.